AUGGCAGACGUCAAAGCAAACGCCGAGGCGCUGAUCCCAAAAUUCAAGCUCGAUCGCGUCCUCAACCAAGACCAGGCGGGCCGUCGGACCUCCCUCCUGGGCACCAUCGACGUCAAGCCAGCCCUCCUAAUUCUAGAACGCGCUCCCUUCCCCACCGACCCGUCCUACCUAGCCGCCACCCCCACGACCCUCUCCUCCAUCGCGAAUCUCGGCGCAAACGAUAUCUACCACUGGUACCUCGCCAGCAGCGCCUCCCCGACGACGCCCGAUUCGUCUCUCGCCGACCUCAAAAUCAACCUCAUCUACCCUUGCACCGAGUCCCACGUCAAAAAAUACAGCAAACAAGGCGUCCGCCUCGUCACCGAGACCCCGGCGCUCUACGCCUCCCACAUCCGUCCCUACAUGCAGCGCAAGCGCGAUGAGGGCCGCCUCAACUGGGUCUUCAACAUCAUCGAGGGCCGCACCGAGGUCGAGGAUGUCAUCUACCGCACCGAGCUCGGCAAGGAGGGCGACGAAGGGUUCCUGCUGCUGCCGGACCUGAACUGGGACCGCAAGACGCUCGACGCGCUGCACCUCCUGGGUCUCGUUGAGCGCCGCGACAUCUGGUCUCUGCGCGACCUCCGCAAGAAGCACAUUCCCUGGCUGCAACACAUGAAGGCCAAGCUCUUGGCGGCGACCGUCAAGCAGUACCCGGACAUCGACAUUGACCAGCUAAAGCUCUAUGUGCACUACCAACCGACGUACUACCACUUCCACAUUCAUAUUGUGCACGUGCAGCUGGAAGCCGGCGCGACACAGGCAGUCGGCAAGGCGGUUGGGCUCGACAGCAUCAUGGAGACGCUCGAGAUCAUGAAAGGAGAUGACGAAGCGGGUAUGGACGGUAUUGCACUGAGUUACACACUUGGCGAAGCCAGCGAGCUAUGGACGGAGGUUUACGAGCCCAUCAAGGCCUCUAAGCAGAACGGUACAGCUUUUCAAUAG
This is a messenger RNA of Colletotrichum orchidophilum, 981 nucleotides long. RefSeq names its product scavenger mRNA decapping enzyme. Gene Ontology annotation, cellular component: P-body; nucleus. The coding region runs from base 1 to 981 and encodes 326 amino acids. The record is from RefSeq and is a predicted model, not a curated record. Gene Ontology annotation, biological process: deadenylation-dependent decapping of nuclear-transcribed mRNA. Lineage: Eukaryota; Fungi; Ascomycota; Sordariomycetes; Glomerellales; Glomerellaceae. Gene Ontology annotation, molecular function: RNA 7-methylguanosine cap binding; hydrolase activity. The transcript is spliced from 2 exons.